Molecule: messenger RNA, 3361 nt
Organism: Amphibalanus amphitrite
Lineage: Eukaryota; Metazoa; Arthropoda; Thecostraca; Balanomorpha; Balanidae
Product: steroid hormone receptor ERR1-like
Exons: 8
Coding region: 38-1282 (414 amino acids)
Biological process (GO): regulation of DNA-templated transcription
Molecular function (GO): zinc ion binding; sequence-specific DNA binding; DNA-binding transcription factor activity
Source: RefSeq, a predicted model, not a curated record
GGUGGAGUUUCCGGACCGGGGAGGCGACUUCGAGGUGAUGGACGUACCCGAUGCCGGCGGCGUCUACCCCCCUGCCGAGCUCUGCUCCGACCGUCAGGCCAGCUCCUCGCCGGGCGCCGGGCUCGAUAAACAGCAGCUCUAUGAGUCGCCGUGCUCGCCCGACCGACAAUUCUGCAGCUCCACCACACUCGGCGAGGGCGGCAUCCAGUAUGAGGUGCGUGGCGAGGAUGACGCCCCGAAGCGGACCUGCCUGGUGUGCGGAGACGUCGCCAGCGGCUUCCACUAUGGCGUGGCCAGCUGCGAGGCCUGCAAGGCCUUCUUCAAACGCACCAUACAGGGCAAUAUCGAGUACACUUGUCCGGCCAAUAACGACUGCGAGAUCAACAAAAGGCGGCGGAAGGCGUGCCAGGCGUGCAGGUUUCAGAAGUGUCUGACCGUGGGGAUGCUGAAGGAGGGCGUUCGGCUGGACCGGGUGCGGGGAGGCCGACAGAAGUAUCGCCGCAACCCCGAGCCGCCCUACCAGCUGCACACCGUCCAGGCCAAGAAACCGUCGCUCGAAGAGAACACGCUGCUGCGCCACCUCAUGAAGUACGAGCCGCCGAUGCCGAGCAUGCCGCUGGACCGCUCCAUUCCGGACGUCGAGUACCGCACCGUCUCGGCGCUGGCCUGUCUGUUCGACAAGGAGCUGGGCAACUUCAUCGGAUGGGCCAAACAGCUGCCGGGUUUCGGCAACCUGGUGCUCAACGACCAGAUGAACCUGCUGCAGAGCUCGUGGGUGGAGGUGCUGACGCUGUGCUUCGCCUUCCGCUCGCUGUCGGAGGGCGGCGGAGGGGGCGGCGGUGACGCCAGUCCGCCGGCGCGUGCCCAGCUCACGUUCGCCAGGGACCUGACCAUUGAGGAGAAGGUGGCCAGGGACUGCGGCCUCGAGCAAGUCUUCUUCCAGUACCUGCGCGUGGUGGAGCGUCUGCAGCCGCUCUCCAUCACCGAACAAGAGUACGUGCUGCUGCGGGCGCUGGUGCUGGUCAACUGCGACAUUGCCGUGGAGAACGCGCCGCUGGUCCGCAGCAUGCGCGAUACCCUGAUGCAGAGCCUGGCCGACUGUGUGGCCGCCAUCAGGCCCGCCAGCGGCGCUGCCAGCCACACUCAGCAGCUGCUGCUCUGUCUGCCCGUGCUGAGACAGGUCGACCCGGUGGUCAAACAGUUCUGGAUCAACACGCGCCAGGACGGCAAGAUCCACAUGGACAAACUGUUCAUUGAGAUGCUGCAGUCGCAGGCGCGAUAGUGGCGCCCCUGGCGGCGGCCGGCGGAAACUCGCGGGCCCGGCGCUCGGCGCUGCUGUCUGCCGUGGGCCGCGGGGUGGUGCCAGGUCGCGCUGUGUGACCUCCAGUGACCUGUGGUGACAUUGGCGUGCCCCGAUCGGCCGCGGGAGCCGGCGGCAUGUGGGAGCUUCUCUCACCGCUCUGUGGACCCAGUCCAGUGCCACUUCUGUGAUGGAGUACAGCUACGUGAAGAGAGAGUGGGGAGCGGGAGAGAGGGAGAGGGAGGGAGCGACGCGGCCGGCAGGGCUGCCGAAGCCACGGCGCUUCAAUAGCUCUUCCCUUUUCUAAGAUCUUUUAGUAACACACUCUGGCAUUAUGGAUUGUUUCUAGCCAAAUCUUGUUUUGUAUAUUCCAUAGUCGUAUACGUUUUACAGUGCUGCGUUUUUAGUUGUUCCAUGGAUCCGACUGGGCAUUUGUAUCUUGUCAGGUGGGCGGGACCCAUAGUUGUCACAGUGCGCGCGCGGGUGUGUGAUCCAUUUGUACGCUGUGUGUUUGUGGUUGUCUGUGUCACGCGCGACCGGGAGCGCCGGUACGCCAGCGGAUGCCUGCUCCGAUGUCUGAGUGGCGAGCGCGUGCAGGCAUCGUAACGGCGUCGCCUUGGCCGCAGGGCCGACCGCACUGAGUGAGGCGCGCGGCAGGUUCAGGGUAGACCGAUGUGCCGCGAUCGGCGGCCAUGGCGCCCCCUCCUCGCGACGAGGCGGAGCGGCAAUCCGUCGGAGUAGCAUAGUCAUUUCAUACCGACCGGUGUGCGUGAUGAGCGAGUGGUAUGUCGGUUUACGCUGGCGCGUCUCACGGCCAGCUGAUGAGUCAUUUUUGGAGCGCGAGUGACGGCGAGUGCGAGUCAUUUUUUCGGCGGGCGCGGAGUGGACGUGGCGGUGGCGAGUUGGUCGGUGCCUGGCGCCCCCUGGAACCCUCGCGCCUCUGGGACCAAGUCGGUGGUCAGCGGCCGGCGCCCGGCGCCCCAGUCAGUGGUCAACCGCAGCGCGGACGGCGCCCCCGGCCGGCGCCCAGCCUUCUAUCUCCCGGUGUCGCCACGUACCCUAAGUGGCGGCCGCGGCACCGCGCGCCCCGCCUCCCCUCUGACAGAUCAGCACUCAGGCUCGGACGGCGCCCCGUUCUGUUUUGUUUUUCGACUCCCGAAUCUUUAGCGAGUCUGUUGAGUUUCUGGACGGCAAUUGUUUAUCUUGUUUUAGUGCACCUGACCGCUGGUGUCUGGCCAUGGUUCGGCCGUCGUGUCUGGCGGCCAGCUUCUGUUUUAUUAUUUAGCGCUGCGGCCGGUGUGUAUGCCGCAUCCAGCGCGUUUGUUAGAUUCCCGGCUGGCGAGCGGGUAACUGGGAGAGGCUCCCGGGCCGCUGGGCCCCCCUCUAGGCGCUCUUCUAUGCAGUGCGGGGGACCGGUGGUGCUCAGCGCCGCCCGGGUUAGGGCCCGGCCAGGAGCUGGCCCCCCGUGUGUACCCGCCUAUGCAUUCAGCCGCUCCGGCGGCGGGCUGUCGAGUGUGAUGGCUGCGCGAGCAGUGCGCGGCCCCCCGCCUCUCCCUCGCCGCCCCGCUCGCCACUCGGUCGGAGGUGAUACGUUACACUCUGUCAGCUAUGGCUCGUUCCCGCUGAGUUGUUUUUCCAGUCCGAGCCGCUCUGCCGACCGUCCAGGUUGUUGAGUUCAUCCUUCAUUUGUUGGAUUAUCUGCCGCUCUGUCUCGGUUCUCCCUCCCUCUCUCCCCGUCCCCUCCCUUCACUCUCCAUUCCUGUAUGUGUGAGUCAACUCUGUCCAGUACAAACUUUUUUGUAUUUAAGCGUCUACCGGGGUGUCCUAUGCAGGCGGGCAUAUUGGUGUUGGGUGUUUGAUUAUCUGUCCCUCUCUGUCUGUCUGUCUGUCUGUCCGUCUGUUCGUCUGCCUGCAUGCUAGCGUGGGUCGCGCGCCGCCAUCUCCCCAGCCUUUGGGAAGAGGGUGCGGAACGGGCGGCCUGGAAUAUCAUGUGUGCGUGUUUUGGUACUUGAGUGUUCAUUGAGUGUUCGGAGGUCGAAUCUGAAUUUGAAAUGCGUGCGA